Molecule: messenger RNA, 1363 nt
Organism: Durusdinium trenchii
Lineage: Eukaryota; Dinophyceae; Suessiales; Symbiodiniaceae
Source: the annotation of a GenBank genome assembly
AUGGGCUGCGCCCUAUGCCGACGGCGCCGCAGCGCGCGGGUGUGCGAUGGGCAGCUCUCGCUGAGCACGUGGACGCAGCAGAUGGCAGCGGAUGAGCGACCCGGCGGGCAUUUGAACUGGCAGAAGGCACAAAGCAGCCGUUCGCCAGUCCAAGACUUUGUGAUCAAUCCUUUGCUGCAACCGCCGAGUGGAGAAACUUGGGUUUCAAGCCCCUCAGUGCUGGAAAUUGAUGGCUAUGUGCAUUUGUGGGUGAGCAUUUCUGCAGGUAUCGUUCAUUUCGUGUCCACCAAUGGCCUUUCGGAUUGGCGUGUCGUGGAGCUCACGGUGGAUUCGCCGGGCGCCAGCGGGCCCUGCGUGUGCUGGGCAGAGGAGGGAAGCGUCGUGUACCUCUUCUAUGAGCAAGCUGAUCGAACUGGCAGCUUUCACAGCGUGAAAGUGAAGUGCAUCUCUGCUCGGCUCCCUUCCGCGGCCUUCAGCGCAGGAGAUUGGCUUUGGAGUAGUGAAGCAGAGGUCCUCGAGCCCGAAUUAGAGUGGGAGAAGGUGCAGAUCGCUCGCGUGGGGCACCCCUUCGUCAUCUACAGCAGCUUCCGGGACCAGUGGUUGCUUUUCUAUUCGGCCUCGGUGUCGCGACGAGACUCAAAAAACUUGGGUGCUGGCCCACUCUAUGUGGGCGUGGCGGCGGCUGGGGAGGUGCAAGGCCCCUACCGGCGAGUGCUGGAGAAGAAGCCGAUGAUGGGGACAGCUGACGGGAGUCCACAGGUGGUGGGCGCGGGUUCUUUCAAGAUGAUCAAGGGCUUUGAUGAUCUGAAGUUCGAUGAUGAGGCUGGAAUAGGGCGGCGCCUCUUAGGGCUCUGGAAUCGCAUCACGCGCGGCCACAACGGAGUCAUCGGUUCCAGCAUUGCCUUGAUGGCGAGUGUCGAUGGCUUCUCCUGGUCGGUGAUUGAUGCCGAUUUUUUGGCGCCCACUCUUCAACCUGGCAGCUGGAAGAAAGCGCAUGUCCAUGCCUUUGACACAAUGAUCCCCUCAUUUGAUCCGGACCAUGUUUUCAUUUACUAUGAUGCCAGAGAUGACUACAAGUCCUCCAAGGAGUGUGUGGGCGUGUCACGAGUACCGAUCACCUUCCUUGACUCGAUCGCCAGCACCACUGCCACACGUGUGGGUGCCUGAGGUACUGUGAGGCGCAGUGGGGGAAUUGUAAGGGAUCGUUUCUUUUUGGUUCGGCGCAGAUCCAAAGAAUGAGACCAGACCCGUCCUUUGUGAGCCAUUGCCACGGCCAUUUUGUGGUAGAUCCGAGAGGUGAUGAUUGCACACCUCCCGAUAUGCCAACAGAAUUCUGAUCUUGGAUUUCAGCGACAAAUCUGGC